AUGCUCUCGCCGCAUCGCACUCCGGCGGCAGCUUUCAAUCGCUUGCGAAGUAGCAGUGCCGCACGCUGUACCCCUCUCAAUGGCGCACGACACACGCCGUCACAGCAGCCGGAUCGGCCUGGACUAGCCACGGAAAGAACUGCUCAGUCUCAGCCAGCUCCGCCUCGAGCGCCGACUUCCACACCUGCCCCAGGAUGCCCACACUCCGCAAGCCUCGAAAAGCCAUCAUCUCAGGUGCAAAAGAACAGCACCUCCGAAGACAAGCGAAAAAGAAAGAGGGAAGGUCGUCUGCUCCCGCCAGUGCCCAAGCUGCGCGAUCUCAAAGUGAGAAGAGUCACUCGUCGUUGGGAAGGAGAGCAAGAGCAAGAGCAAGAGCACGGAGAGGAGUGGUUUCGAGCCACCCUUACAAGAUCCACGUUGCAGGGACACAUCGUGAGGCAGAGCUUUGACGGCAAGCCCAUCGUCYAAAUAGACAACAGAGACUUGAGGCYCCGGUCGCAUGUUGUCGAUCUGGAAACAGACCUGACAUCCGUGAGAUGGAAACCUAUAUGGCUGACUCGCUCCACUGGCCUGAUCGACGCUCAAAAGAGAAUCAUGGAGUUCGAGGAGAAGGAGGCGCAGAAGGAGCGGUUGCCGAAAGCCCCGAUUACAGCUCUCGUCCUGCUGCAGACGACUCCCUCGAACGACGCUUUCGUCCCACAAAACACCGCGGCAUAUAACGUUUGGCUGCGAAAACGGCUUGAGGGCCAUGCCGGCAUUACGCGGGAGAUGAGGCACAUCAUUUCUCUGCCGGAUGUCCGAGAUCUAGUAUUUAGCAAGACCUUCGUUGCCAAAUCUUCUACCUUUGACGUAUGGAACAUUCGAGACAGAGAGGCUGGUAUGAUCUAUGCUACAGGAGUCGAGCAGAGCGUGCCGUGCACACGAUGUGCCAAGGGAUCCGCUCCUUUCGAGAAAUGCGUCGUUCGAGAAGACAUUUCUGGCGGUGCUUGCGCCUGCUGUGUUUUCGGACCAGCCAACGACACCUGCGAUUUUCACGCUAGUAGCAAGGCCGAGACGCGGCGCACCUGCGAACGUCACGAAGACGCCAGCAUGAUCGCAUAUGCCCCUCUCCUCCAGAAUCCCGACCAAGACCAGGGGAGUGAACAUGCCAGCGAUGGCAGGGUAGAGCACGAAAGUGCCGUACACUCGUGUCGCAAGAGGAAGUUGGAGGCUUCUGAUGAUGACCUUUCCCUCUCGACUCGCAACGUUCGCUCCACGCGAGGCGUAUCUCAAGCAGCCGAGAGUAACAUCGCCGGCAUAGACCACGGUCCCACAUAUCCACCUGGAUGGCGCCACCCAAAAUGCGGCCUCGCGCCCACCCCGUGUAGCAAAAAGAAGAGAGCAGUUCAGCUACCUCCCGAAGAAGCGAUACAUGGGAUGAUCUGCCGUAGCACGACAUUCAGGGCGGGAGAAGCAAGUAUAAGUCAGGUGAGGUUUGUCAUGAGUCGGGCCAGCUGCCGAAAACUUGAGGUCAUUCACAGGAUUUGGAAGGAGAUACUUGCGCGCACACCACCAUUGCCGGAGCACUAUAGAGGAAAGGAGGACUUUGUUCGGUUUCUCAUGACGGACAUGCUGAAUGAGAUGAUCGCGGGCUUCUGCCCAGAUGUCGUUGUGCUUGACUAG
This is a messenger RNA of Ramularia collo-cygni, 1662 nucleotides long. RefSeq lists its product as uncharacterized. The record is from RefSeq and is a predicted model, not a curated record. Lineage: Eukaryota; Fungi; Ascomycota; Dothideomycetes; Mycosphaerellales; Mycosphaerellaceae. The transcript is spliced from 4 exons. Bases 1 to 1662 code for a protein of 553 amino acids.